Messenger RNA from Cucurbita moschata (crookneck pumpkin), 829 nucleotides. RefSeq names its product 40S ribosomal protein S18-like. Gene Ontology annotation, cellular component: ribosome; small ribosomal subunit; cytosol. Bases 123 to 581 code for a protein of 152 amino acids. NCBI's taxonomy places the organism in Eukaryota, Viridiplantae, Streptophyta, Magnoliopsida, Cucurbitales, Cucurbitaceae. Gene Ontology annotation, biological process: translation. Gene Ontology annotation, molecular function: structural constituent of ribosome; RNA binding. The transcript is spliced from 4 exons. The record is from RefSeq and is a predicted model, not a curated record.
GAUUGCUGAUAGACAGUAUAUAAAGCCCUUCUCCACUCUCAGCCAAAGAUCUCCCCUGGUUUUCUCGUGCCUUUUCUGCCGCCGGGAAUUCUACGAACUCCUUGCUUCUAUCUACAUUCGCCAUGUCGCUGGUUGCAAACGAGGAUUUUCAGCACAUUCUGCGUGUGCUGAACACCAACGUGGAUGGGAAGCAGAAGAUUAUGUUUGCUCUCACUUCAAUCAAAGGUAUUGGAAGGCGUCUUGCUAACAUGGUCUGCAAGAAGGCUGAUGUUGACAUGAACAAGAGGGCUGGUGAACUAACUGCUGCUGAGUUGGACAAUCUCAUGGUGGUGGUUGCCAAUCCACGACAAUUUAAAAUUCCUGACUGGUUUUUGAAUCGGCAGAAGGACUACAAGGAUGGGAAAUACUCUCAAGUAGUUUCAAAUGCAUUGGAUAUGAAGUUGAGAGAUGAUUUGGAGCGGUUGAAGAAGAUCAGAAACCACCGAGGUCUAAGGCACUAUUGGGGCCUCCGAGUCCGUGGUCAGCACACUAAGACCACUGGUCGCCGAGGUAAAACUGUUGGUGUCUCCAAGAAGCGUUGAGCGUAUCCAUGUUUUUAUGAUCGAGUUAAGUAUGUGGUUGUUGGGCAAAUCAAGUUCUUUGGCCUUUUAGUUGAACAUUUGAGCUGUUGUACUUUUUGGAAUUUUUAUUUGGGAUAUGGUAUUUUUGUUCAAUUUUACCCCCUUUUUCUUCUGUCUUUUAGGCUAGACAAUGAAGGUUAAUAGUGGCAAAUGGCGAAACUUUUUUAUUUAUAGAAUUCUUGUUUGUUACCAUCAAAUUUUGCUUGAAA